UUCCUCCCUUGUCAAGGGAAAUAGAGAUUCUUUAUUAUCUUCUCAGAUUAAUAUAUUCCCUACUUUAUUUUAUUUUGACUGUUGCUUUGGAUUCUCUCCUUAGUAAAUAUUUUCUUUACCAGUAUAUAUGGAGUAUUUUGUUCAUCAUCACACCAUUUUCCAAAGAUCAAGCAUUCUCUCUCUCUCUCUCUAGAUGGAUGCCUCUCAAGCUCAUGAGGAUGUUUCUAUUGAGCCAAAAUAUGGUGGCCUUGCGCCCAAAAAGAAACCUCUGAUCUCAAAGGACCAUGGUAGAUCCUUUUUUGAUUCUGCAGAUUGGGCCCUGUCCAAGCAGCAAGGUUUAGCUAUCAAUCAACAAUCAACAGUAGCAAUAGAAACUUUGCAGCCUAAAUUACAGAGAACCCCUCAUCAGCAACUUCCUCCCAGAAGGCCUGCUUGUACAUCUUGAAGUGCCAAUUAUUUAUGGAGGAAAUGAUAAAUAUUAGUUGUAAUUACCCAAUUAUGGGGCUGAUCUGUAAUUAAUUAGAUAAUUGUUGGACAAACUCUAGUAAAUAGUAAAAUAUGUUGGACUAGUUUGUAAUUAUUAAAAAUAGUAGAUGUGUGGAAAUGAAUGCUUUCAGCAUAUAUAUA
Messenger RNA from Salvia miltiorrhiza (redroot sage), 627 nucleotides. RefSeq lists its product as uncharacterized. The record is from RefSeq and is a predicted model, not a curated record. The transcript is spliced from 5 exons. Lineage: Eukaryota; Viridiplantae; Streptophyta; Magnoliopsida; Lamiales; Lamiaceae. The coding region runs from base 194 to 445 and encodes 83 amino acids.